Raphanus sativus (radish) is the source of this 2695-nucleotide messenger RNA. Its product is annotated as putative F-box/kelch-repeat protein At4g35120. The record is from RefSeq and is a predicted model, not a curated record. The coding region runs from base 5 to 1156 and encodes 383 amino acids. The transcript has a single exon. Gene Ontology annotation, molecular function: protein binding. NCBI's taxonomy places the organism in Eukaryota, Viridiplantae, Streptophyta, Magnoliopsida, Brassicales, Brassicaceae.
AGACAUGAAGAAUAAUCCUAUAGCUCCUCUACCACGCAAGAAAAAGAAGAAGAAGACGAGUCCUCUUCCAUCGUUUUCAUCAAUCCCAGAUGAUGUCAUAGUGAACGUCUUCGCUCGGCUCUCGAAAUCUCACUACAGUUCCCUCUGCUUAGUCUCCAAGAACUUCUACUCUCUCCUCUCUUCUCCAGAUAUCUACUUUGCUCGAUCCCUUGUCGGUAACACAGACUGCGCUCGCCUCUACGUGCGCCUAUGGCUACCCAAUCCCUCCUCCAUCAGUCAUCAUCACCAUAGCUGGUUCAAUCUCGGCUACCGUCAGGGUCGGUUAAGUUUAGUACCGGUAAAAGCACUCUCUUCCUCUGGUUCACCCGACCGGUUAAACUCAGCCACUGUAGCCGUCGGUUCCGAAAUCUACGAGAUAGGAGGGAGCAACGAGGAGCAGCGGACCAGAGCCGUUAGAGUUCUUGAUUGUCGGAGUCACACGUGGCGUCGUGCUCCAGACAUGAAGGUGGCAAGGAAACACGCAAAGUCUUAUUUGUUGGAUGACAAGAUAUAUGUAAUAAGGGGAUGCACAAGAACAGAGGUAACCAUGACUUGGGGUGAGGUUUUCGACCUGAAGACUCAGACUUGGAAGACGUUGCCUAAGCCUCCUCCUAGUGGUGAUGACGUCAAUUCGGUUUACCACGGUGUAGUUUUUGGAGGAAGGCUAUACGGUUUCACUGUGAACAACAAGAACUAUGCAUACGAUCCUAAAGAAGAAAGAUGGGUACGAGAGGCGGGGUUUGUCGGUCUAGGGCGUAUAUCUGGACCUUGGUGCGUUAUAGGAAAUGUAAUAUUUGCUGAACAUGGCCGUAUGCUCAAGUGGUGUGACCCAAGAAAUGGAAAGUGGUCAGUGGUUCAUGGUUUGAGUUUGAUACCUGUGUUCACGAAACAUUACAGAAGGACUCAGUUAGUUAACCAUGGUGGGAAACUGGUAAUAAUAUGGGAGGAGUGGAAUGGGGAUCAGAGGGACAGGAGUGUUUGGUGUGCGGUGAUUAGCUUUGAGAAACGUUUGACUCCAUCAAGUACUAUGUGGGGGAAGGUCGAAGAGUUCAAUGUUGUUUUGGAUUCAGUCCCCAAGUCAUUUAAGCUCUCAAGCUGCCUAUCGCUUUUGGUCUGAAACAUAUUUAUAUUUCUUAUAAGAUGAUAUUAUUCGCUUUAGUCUAAAAUCUUAUUGGUGUUGCAUUGUUUGUAUGUUAUCUUGUUUUAACAUAUGAUGAAUUGCCAAAACAUAUUUUCUUAUUUCUGUAUUUUCCGAUAACAGCCCGGGGUUUUUCACCAGUAUUUCCACACGAGCAACAACCGUUAGAGAAGUGAUGAAAAAUCUUUGAAUCUCCCAUAACGAUCUCUCUUCUCGUCACUUUCGAAGCCUUCUCCAAGAACUCAUGACAUCUUCUGCAGAUUCUCGUGUUAUUCCUUACCAAAACUGCUUUUCCUGUUUCCGUGGAGAUCAAUCUAAGACACGUGGCGAAUCUUACCGAAUGUCUUCUUGGUGAACUGUCUCUUUUCUUCAAUAUUGUCUCUGGUCUCAUCUUCGAAACACAGUGAACAUACCUGUCUUCUUAUUCUUCUUCUUCUUCUUCAUCAACCAUCCUCAAGACAAUAUCGAAGACUUCAUAGACCUUGUUAGUCUCCAAGUGGAUCUAUCUCCGUUUGUUAAUCUGUUAGUGCAGAUGAGGCCACGAAAAAUAUAGUACAGAAAAUAAAGACCCAUCAAAUUUGUUAACGGAGUUCUUUUCAUAUGUCUCAGACCUCAUCUAAAUUUCUUUGACUUAUAACAAGGGGCAACAUAAAAUUAUUAUUAUAUAGUACAACAAACACAAUAAUAUUCAUCACUCUUUUCUAAAUAAACAAUCUACAAAAAUUAGGAAUCGAGCACAUAUGCAUGGAUAACCAUUAGCUCACCGGAGUAUACUUAUCUUUUACAGCUGUAAUCUUUAUAAUCUACCAAUAAAAUCUUUUAUGCUAAAGUCUCCCUAAAUCUAAACUUUAAUCUUCUAUCUCUUCAAAAAUAUUUCACCAAGUACGUCAGCACCCAUUGCACACCAGUGAUUCCAAACUUGAUCACUCAUACACACACAAAACUACCCACAAGUUUCACACAAUGGCUGAUUCCACCACCAUGGGCGGAGGUAGUGUAUGGGAAGUGGAGUCAGCUGACCCCACUACUUUUUAAAAUAUAUUUGUUUUUAUCUAGGAAAAAAAUUAUUGACCCCAAUAAAAUAUAAUAUCUGACCCCAUAAAAAAUACAACUCCAGUAGAAUUAUUACAACACACUAGAAAAUAAAGCUAAACUUUAUAGUUUUUAAUGGUUUAUAAAUUAUGUUAUUGAAAAAAAAAAAUUGACCCCGGUAUAAAAAAUUUCUGCCUCCGCCAGUGUCGACCACCAAAGCGCCAACACCAACGCCACCAAAGUAAAAAGUCAAUAUCAAACUCCAUCAGAAACUACUAAUAUAGAUCACCUCAACAUACUGCAUCUUCAUAAUCUUCAAACCGGUAGUUCAAGUGAAUGUUUCUCAAUAUGCCAAUUUAGUAUUUUUUACUUUUAAUACGGGGACUUGCUUUUAAACAAAGAAGGUUAAAGCCCUUUCUUUUUCAACAAGGAAAAAAGGUCAAUCUUUUCUCUAGGGUUUCUAGCCCUAACGAAUCCUUACUUCAG